Molecule: messenger RNA, 2674 nt
Organism: Xyrauchen texanus (razorback sucker)
Lineage: Eukaryota; Metazoa; Chordata; Actinopteri; Cypriniformes; Catostomidae
Product: phospholipid phosphatase 2-like
Exons: 6
Coding region: 414-1277 (287 amino acids)
Biological process (GO): phospholipid dephosphorylation; signal transduction; phospholipid metabolic process
Molecular function (GO): phosphatidate phosphatase activity
Source: RefSeq, a predicted model, not a curated record
GUUUGCGCAGACGCGUCCCGAACUGUCAACUCUCAAGGUGUGGACUCGUGGAGGCGUUGAGGAACGCGAGCGGGACAUUGUGGAGUAUUUUUGUUUACGAAAAGAGUGGAAUCAACUGGAGGGGUAAAAACCAGUCUGUUUUCGCCCGGGGAUACAACAGCAGUAUGUUCGCCAUGGGUGAUUGUCGUCACUUUUUCAAGUUGUAGAUAUAUGAAGUCGUAAAUGUUUCUGGUUCAUGUGCUGAAGUUGAAGUAUUCAUGCAUACAACCAGGGCAGGUAGGAAAAGCGGAGCCGGAAGAACACGCAAUACUUGUUGCGUUGAGUUUGUCUUUGUUCAUUUCCAAGAGGAUUAUCGUUGACAUUGUCAAAUAAAUGAAGUGACUUUCUAGCUUUGCGUCAGAGUUCAAGAAAUUAUGACGGAUUUGAGGAAAAAGAAGCUGUUCGUCCUAGUGGACGUGCUCUGUGUUGUUGUAGCUUCUCUGCCGUUUGUGAUCAUGAAUAUUGCAUCCCAGCCAUAUGAGCGAGGCAUCUACUGCCAGGACGAGAGCAUUGGUUACCCCAUUAGACCAGAAACCAUCACACAUGUAACAAUGGCUGUAGUCACUAUCACCUGCACGGUCAUCAUUAUAUCGUCGGGUGAGGUGUACCUCGUGUACAGUAAAAAGAUUCGCUCCAACUCUACCUUUAAUCAGUAUGUGUCAGCCAUAUAUAAAGUGCUGGGCACCUUCCUAUUCGGAGGAGCUGUCAGCCAAUCACUGACAGACCUGGCCAAGUACACCAUUGGGCGACCACGCCCACAUUUCUUAGCAGUGUGUGCUCCCAAAGUCUGCAAAGGAUACAUGGCCUCAAUCAACUGCACUGGCGAGCCACGUGAUGUCACUGAAGCCAGGUUGUCCUUCUACUCGGGGCACUCCUCCUUUGGGAUGUACUGCAUGCUGUUCUUAGCGUUCUAUGUCCAGGCUAGACUGAAUGAGAAAUGGGCUCGUCUCCUGAGGCCCACCAUCCAGUUUUUCCUGGUGGCCUUUGCCGUGUAUGUGGGUUACACUCGCGUGUCCGAUUAUAAACAUCACUGGAGCGACGUGCUGGUAGGACUCCUCCAAGGGGCGCUCAUUGCAAUUCUCACUGUGCGAUACGUGUCGGAUUUCUUCAAGGUCCGUCCUUCACAUCAAUGUUCGAUUCCAGAGAUGGUGGAAAGUGAUGUUGCAGAGCGGAAACCUAGCCUACAUUUGGGAGACUCUGAGCACAAUAACCAUUACAGCUAUUCUGGACCUGUGUGAGAAGAAUGAAGCCAAGUCUCACACUACAUCUCCCACAAACCACUGGACUGACGGCAGGGGGCGGGACAAUACUGCACAUGCUCACAAUGCUAAUGUACCAGCAGCCUCCUUGAGAAAAAGCUUUGGUGUCUCUUUCUGUCCUUCGCAUGAGAGAGAACUCUAUAAAUAUUUAAUCCAUUUAAUCGCAAUGAUUUGCCGAGGACUUCUAGAUAUUGAGGGACUGAAGUCUAAGUUGGUAUAUUGGACAAGAUUUUAUCUGAAGUUGUUUAUGGCUUGUAUAUUCUAUUUCUGAACUGUAACCCUUACCAAACUAUAGCUUAAAAUGUCACUUUGCUCUGGAGCUGUCUCGUUUAAAUGUGUUUUUGUUCGUGUUUUGUUAUCAUGCAUUUUAUUUUGAAAUUAGUUUAUUUCCUGUCCCUGUGUCCUUGUCAUGUGAUUUCCUGUCCCCCUCAUUUGUUCCUUUCAUGUGAGUGUCUGGUUUUAUGUGUCUUGUUAUCUUAUUAUUAGUUAUAUAUUAUGUAUAUAUAUUAGUUCUGUUUUAUUAUUGGUUCCCAUUUAUUAUUCUUGUGAUCUAGUUUUGUUUUGUCAUUGGUUGUCUAUGUCAUGUGGUUAUCCAUGUCCAUGUAGUUUAGCCCUGAUGUUUGCCAUUUGUCUUUUGUUAAGACAGCAUGACAACUGACACAAUGUUACACCAACACAAUACUUGACAAAUACAAUGGCAAACAUCAGGGCUAAAACACAUGGACAUGGAUAACCACAUGACAUACAACCAAUGAUGAGAUUAAGCUGAUGAACAUGAUAAGAAAACUAAUAAACUGGAACCAGUAAUAAAACAGAACUAAUAAUAAGAUAAGACACAUGAAACCAGACACUCACAAGAAAGGAGCAAAUGAGGGGAACAGGAACAAGGACACGUGACCAGAAACAGGAAGUAAACUCAUUUCAAAAUAAAAGCCAUGAAAAGAAAACCUGAACAAAAACACAUUUAAACGUGACCGGAGCUAGGCUUGCACUUCCCAUAUCAUUUAGAAAUGUCUGAAAUAAUUUAAUGCUGCAUGAGCUCUAUCCUUUUCAUCGUAGAGUCAUUUAAAUUGUUAGUAAUCAACCUUAGUUGUUAGUAAUCUGGCCUUUCUUCCAAACACUCAAUGUGGACUGCAAAUAAUAGAUAAUGUUAAAGAAAAUUGUGAUUUAUUAUUUUGUUCCCCUGUGUUUCAAAUUUAAACGUGAGAUACCACUACAUCAUCUGCUAGCCUGUUAUGCUCCAAUUGGUUUUUUUAAAUUGAGCAGUCUUUAUUGAAUUUGUCCUUUGUGAAUUGUUGUUUUCCAAAGUCUUAUUAAAUGUUUUUAAUAAUAGUUUGAUUGUUUGUCACUGACUACAAAACACACUUUGCUUUAAU